AUGAUUAAUCAUUUAUACUUGGCAGUGGUGUUGGUGUCUGCGGUAAUGGACCGUGAUGACGAUAAGACACCAAUGCCAGCACAGGUUUCGGAUGGAUGGAAACUCUAUAUUGGCGACCGUAUAUUCGAGUGGAAUUCCGAGACGAAAUCCUAUGCCGAUGCAAUCAGUGUAUGUAAAGGUAACGGAGGUUGGCUUGCAACUCCGAACCACCUGGAAUUUGCACAAUUGGCCAACUCUGGAUUUCUCACUAGCCGUUCGUUUGUGAAUGGUUUCAACCAAGUUGGAUCACUAGAUUACUCGUAUUCAGCGGAUUCGCCAUAUCUCGGAAUGCAAUUCUACAACUACCUGACUCAACAGUGCAAGACCACAUGUUUUUUUGCCCCGGAAUCAAUGAUCUAUCCAUCAACUUCGAACAAAGGUGUUGCAGUGGAAGGAAACAGCGCCAACAACAUCACUCACUACGCAACAGACGUCGAUAAACAACUUCCAUUUAUCUGUCAAUUCGUUAAUGACACAGUUUCAAAGGCUCAUAUGUAUCCGACAAACACAGUGCCAACCACCGGAGGACAACUUAGAAUUUUCUUUAAAGUAGAAGAUACAGAUGAUAUCCCUGUGACUGUUCCAGAGGUGACUUGGCAAGGACUUUUUCUUGCUUUUAGUGACAAUUCUUCUGUGGACCUUUAUACUUAUUCCGUUCCAGGUGGUAUAAAUUCAAUCCCAAUCUCAUCAAGCUACAAAGCAACAGAUGGCGAAAAAAUUAAUAGUUCAACAAGUAUUGUAUAUGAACCUCCUUUACUAUCUUAUUUCUCAGUUGGUACUGGAGACAUAGUGACAAUUGUGGGUGAGAAUUUUGGAAACACUGUAACUGAUAUUCAAAUAAAGGUAGGACCAAUUCAAUGUUUAGAUAUAACGGAUUUGGAUAAUUUUGCCAUUUCUUGUCAGCUUGCUUCCUCUGUAGAUCACUUUUUCCCAAUAACUGUCAAUGUUAGUUCGAUUACUACAACAGUCUAUAGUUUACCAUAUUAUUCUCAAUCGACAAAAUCAUUUCUCCAAUUGAUAUCAUUUUCCUCAAACUAUACAAGUUCUAUCAAAUUAGCAAGAUUAAUGACAGUUGGAACUUUCAAAGCAUACAUUGGAGUAGUUACCAGCAUACCAGAGGUCAAUGAAGUUAAAUUGAUCUAUCCUUCCGUUUUUCCAGAGAAUUUCAUGGAAGGAAUUGCAUGGAACAACACUGUUGAUUCAUUUAUUUAUACAGAUGGACCAAAUAUUAGAAGUUCUACCAUACCAUAUACACGAGCUAAUAUCGACCCCGCUCUCUUAGUUGAAGGUUUGAGUUAUAAGUUUAAUAUCAACACCAUGGAGCUGACAAGUGCUAUUCAAGAUCAACAAGUAAACUGCACGACGCUGAUUAGAUAUUUUAAUCCUGUUCCAAAGUAUCGUGUUCUCAACGUACAAGGUACGACGUUCACAUUGGAUAUUGGAAACUAUGGAUCGUAUUUCAGUGUAAUCAAAGUUAUUCAACCAAACGGAAAUCCGGCAUCCGUUUCACUUACACAAUACAUCAGCCAAAGGUCUGUUAUUUUGGAGAGUCCUUUAUAUCAAAUGUCAGAGUGUAUUAUCACAGUGGAUGAUGUAGUGGCAUUGGCUCAAGAUCCUAUCCCAAUCAUCAACUCCGUCAGUAGAUAUGCUGUGAGUAGUCGCGAAACCAGCUUGAUAAUCUACGGAUAUAAUUUCCAAGGUUUCCAAAAUGCUAUAUUGGGUAGCAAUGCCCUCACUAUAGCUACUUUAAUCAAUUCGACAGCUAUUGCGGUAACAGUACCAGUAGAGGGGAAAGAUGCUAUGCUAUAUAUACAAACUCAGUAUCGUGGUGAUAAAUUUGUCAUCUAUGAAACACCAGUGUUUGUUGGUGACUACUUGACCAAUGCCACAUCUAAAUCCCAUGGAUAUGUUCAUUUCUAUAUGGUGAAUAUUUCUCCUAAUGCCAAUAUCACUUUGUACGAUGACAUUGCCAAACAAGUUAUACCAAUCUUUGAAAUCGUCUCAUCGAAUGAAACCAUUGUAAAGAUGCCUGCUGGUGAUAGACAAUACUUCCUUCACCUGUAUGUCAAUGAUAGAAUAUCGAAUGGAAUCACCUAUCAAAAUCUUCCAACUCAUUUCAAAAUCGAUUCCUAUCGAUCGGUACGAUUCCAACAACCUGGAAAUGUUACUCUGAUCGGUUCUGGAUUUUAUAAUGACUUACUUUCAAUUACUAUUGGUGGAUUGGCUUGCGAUCAAAUCUUUUUCAUAAGUACAACCGAGUUGGUGUGUAAUUACAAAGCAUCGGUGCCAAGCAAUAAAAAUGGAGAUGCUCUCACCAUUGAAAUCAAAGCAUUCCUCGAUCAAAUAGUUGUUCUUUCACAACAGAUAUUCUAUUAUAUCACAGAUUACGAGUGUCCAAACAAAUGUUCCGGUCAUGGUGAUUGCCAAAAGACAACUGGUACUUGUAUUUGUCAAUCUGGUUGGUCACUCAGAGAUUGUUCAUUCCAACAACCAGUUAAUAAACCGCAACCACCGCCUCUUCCACCAGUAACAACCGAUGAAGGAGUAACCAUUCUCUCGGGUGAAUCAUCUUUGGAUUUCAGUAUUGGACUCUAUCAUAUUCGAGAGGUAGACGACAGCGCUCAAGUACACAAUCAAGUUUCCAUGAAAAAUAUUUCUUGGCAACAACCAUCCAAUGGUACUUAUAUUGGUACUUUCAAAGAAAACAGUUGUCGUAUCCAACUGAAUGUUGACAUUAUCGUCAAUGCUACCAACCAUACAUUCGCCGGUGAAACUAUACUGCUUGAUGCCAACAGUGUGAAAUUCACAGUGAAUAUCACUCAAUGGACAUUCAAAUCACCUCUCAACACUCUGGAAAUUAUCUACAUAACAAAGGCAUCGGCAUCAAACACUGAUGAUCUAUGCACAAAUCCAGUUGAGGAAUCGGAUCAACAGCAAUCUUCGCUUAGCUACUACCAAGUUCGAACACCAAACAGUAUUCUUCAAGCUAAAUUUGCAAGUCGUCUCAUUUUGGAAUCGAGAAUCACCAAGAGCGUGGUCCGUCAACUCGACUUGAACGAUGCACUCUACAAAGAUAUUAUCAGCUCCAAAGGUGAAUAUAACCUUCUGACAGCAGUGGUUUCACCUUCAUUCUCCACCUACUGUACAAUAGAUCCAAACUAUUCACUGCUUCUAACAGGAAAUGAUGAGAAACUUACUUGCGGAGACGAAGACAAUAACAAAUGGCGACUUCCAGUCAUUGUUGUUUGCAGUGUUGUCGGUGCCACAAUCUUGGUUUUAGCCACUGUUUUCCUUGUAAAGAAGCGAUUACAAGGUCGUAGAAUUUCAGAUAUGGAUGCAAAAUCAUACGAUGAUGCUGCUAGUCAGUGUUUGACUGAUGGUGGAUACUUGGCAACGAUUCUGACUAGGGCUGAAGCAGAUUGGAUAGUCAAUGAGUUUGGUGCUUCAGCUGAAGGUUGGAUCAGUGGAUCUAACAUGCUAGACAAUGUAAACUACGAUUCUUGGCGGUAUGCAACAAACAACAAUAAUAAAGAUGAAGCCAACCUUAUCUUUUAUCAAACCACAAUCGAUCUUUGCACUACUUAUUGUCCUUGGAAUUGGGAUGAUAUGCCGAGAACACCAACCUAUGUGAACCAGACAGCUUUUUUUUACUCCAACGGUAGUGCAAUGAUGUCGGCGCGCGAUCCAACAAAUGAGUUAUAUUAUUUUUGCGAACAGAAUCCAACGCCACCAGUGUUUGUGUCUAGUGUAGUUCCUACCAGAGGCGGACAAUUAGCACUGACAAUUGACAGAGAUGAAAAACCUACAAACAUUUUAUAUGCUAUUGGAUCAUCCACAAUAGUUGUUAGCUUUUCCUACAGCUAUCCAAUCAUAAUGGUGACAAUACCGGAAGGAUCAGGAAGUAUUCAAUAUAUGCCACCAUCAAUACAAUACAUCUACCCACCAACAACAGCGAAUCAAUGGUUGACCAUAGUUGGUGAUAACUUGGGCAAUAGUACAAUGGACAAGUCGGUAUUAUUUGAAAAAACCAAUAAUGAAUGUCCCGACGUUGAAGUAUUGGUACCUCAUACUUCAAUUAGAUGUAAAGUCUCUCGUACUUAUCCUGGACGAAUUCUUCCUUUGAAACUAACCGUUGGUCAAUUACAAUAUCUAGCAUAUCAACCACCAUUUAUUUUACCAAACUUAAAACCAUGUCAAAUAGCAUAUCGUAAUAUUGGUUAUAAAAUUAUGGUCUCCAAAGUAAGUCAUCUUAAUGUAGUGGCCGAAAGAAACUCAUUUGUGUCUGUAGUGGCUGAUUCUUCAUUUGUUUUUGCAAUUCAAAAAAUCAUCAGUUCAAGCAUCUACUACCAAAAGAUGGCUCAAGGAUUAGACUUUGUGAGCUCUUCAAAAACUUGGAUCUACACCAAUGCUCCGUAUUCAGGACAAGAGGUAACACCAUAUUUGCCUGCAAAUUUUCCAACGUAUGGUCCCCCACCAAUGAUUCUAAACUACAAUAUCUCUUUGACAGUUGGUUCCCCGACUUUGCCAUACGCAGUAUUUAAUGAAUUUUAUGGACCAAAACCGAGUAUUCCCGGAAGAAUAUCACUACUUCCAACGAGUGGCGGUACACUUUCUCUUGAUUUUUCUAAUAAGGGAUUCUAUUAUAGUAAAUUUACCUGUUCCAUAGCAGGGUGCACAGUUAGCAAUCCUCGGCCAACAUCUUCUCAACUUGAUGUUACUUUCCCAGCGGGUGUCGGUACAGGUAUACCGUUUGCUGUGUUGAUCGAUGAUAUAACUUCAAACCUUUACACUUAUAGUUAUAUGCUACCCAACAUCACGUCAAUUGACCGACUUUCUCCUACUGAGAUUCAGAUCAACGGAGAAAACUUUCAUACAAACAUUUCUACCAUUAAUAUUCUUCCAGUGAACACCAUACUUACCAUAACUAUAACAUCUGCAAGUUAUAACAGAAUUGUUGCGACUAUACCUUCUAAAGUGGCUCCCGAUGCCUUAUUUGUCGAAGUUGGAGGUCAAAGAUCGAAUACGUUUGUCUACUUUGAAAAUAUUGUUAUAGACAGAUGUACAUCUAUCGAUAAAGGAGUACGUGGAAAUGUAACUAUUUUCGGAUCAAACUUUACUCCAGGCUAUUUGAAUAUUACAAUUGGCAAAACAUCUUGUACAAACAAUUAUUUUAUUAAUACAUCUCUGGUGAUUUGUGAUACUCUCUUGAACGAAGAUAUCAAUGCACAAGGCGAUGCACUUCCAAUCAACAUUAUUUCAAUGACAAGUAACAUGAACAAACUAAAUGCAACAAGAAGCAUAUUUUAUUAUACAACUAGAUUUGUUUGUCCUGGACGGACAGAAUGCAGCGGAAAUGGUAUUUGUCGUCCAAACGGUCAGUGUACAUGUGCCGAAGGGUAUACUUCUAUAGACUGCUCUCAGAAAGUGGAUGUCAUAACACCAACUCCCGUCCCAACCCCCAAUGACGAGGGUGGUGUUGUCCUUCCUUCUACCUCUGACAAGUUGAAAUUCGAGAUCAAUGUGAAGUACCUAAGAGAACUAGAGGAUAGUGUAACCAAGAAGACAUUGGACACUGCCAAUAUCAAAUGGAAAAUAGUCAAUCAGAGUGAAGAUUCGUUGGAAUAUCAUGGUGAUUUCGACAACGAUGGUUGUCAACUUCAACUGUACGUAGACAUUGUUAAAGAGAAGAAAAUCAUUGAAUUCGCUGGUGAAUAUAUUGAAUUGGCAGCAAAUUCAGUAAAGUUCCAAAUUCACGUUAGCAACUGGACAUUCUCUUCGCGUCUGAGCAUACUUCAAUUAGUUUUUGCUACCGAGAUCAACGUUGACUCGGAUUCUCUUUGUGAAGUACCAACAACAACAACCGACAAUGCAUCGUGGCUCGAAAUUAAAUCAGGAGGAACCAUUGUCUCUGCGAGAUUUGCACACUAUCUCUACAUUGACGAUAGAAUAACAAAGAGUAGCAUCAAAGUAUUGGACAACACAGACAGUCUCUAUCAGAAUAUCAACAACGGUAGCAACACCGACGAUAAAAAAGCAUUCAGACUUCUCUCGGCAGUGGAGGUUCCACAUUUCGAUAAGGGAUGUAUUGUUGAUCCAAAUUUUGGAUUGUUGGUCACUUCCGACCAAGAUAACCUAUGUGGUUCCGACAAAAACAAAUGGAAACUACCAGUCAUUGUUGUCUGCAGUGUAGUAGGUGCAAUGCUAGUCAUUACUAUCUCGGCAGUAGUCAUCAAGAAACAACUAGCCGGUAGAAGAGUAAUCGAUGUUAUUAAACUCAAGAAAAGAGGUUCUUUAUCAUCAAAUUUCGUCAUUUAA
Messenger RNA from Heterostelium album PN500, 6354 nucleotides. RefSeq lists its product as uncharacterized. The coding region runs from base 1 to 6354 and encodes 2117 amino acids. The transcript is spliced from 9 exons. The record is from RefSeq and is a predicted model, not a curated record. Gene Ontology annotation, biological process: sexual reproduction. Lineage: Eukaryota; Evosea; Eumycetozoa; Acytosteliales; Acytosteliaceae.